This is a messenger RNA of Budorcas taxicolor (takin), 3042 nucleotides long. It is a transcript of the gene ELAPOR1, whose product is annotated as endosome-lysosome associated apoptosis and autophagy regulator 1. Gene Ontology annotation, cellular component: extracellular exosome; trans-Golgi network; lysosome. The record is from RefSeq and is a predicted model, not a curated record. Gene Ontology annotation, biological process: autophagosome assembly; positive regulation of vacuole organization. NCBI's taxonomy places the organism in Eukaryota, Metazoa, Chordata, Mammalia, Artiodactyla, Bovidae. The transcript has 22 exons. Bases 1 to 3042 code for a protein of 1013 amino acids.
AUGGCUGAGCCUGGCCACAGCCUCCAUCCCUCUGCCAGAGGCAGGGGAAGAACUGAGCCGCGCACACUCCGGCUUCUGCGGCUGCUACUCUGGGUUGGGACCGCCUUCCAGGUGACUCAGGGAGCGGGACCGGAGCUUCACUCCUGCAAAGAGUCUGAGUACCACUAUGAGUACACCGCGUGUGACAGCACAGGUUCCAGGUGGAGGGUCGCCGUGCCGCACACCCCAGGCCUGUGUACCAGCCUCCCCGACCCCGUCAAGGGCACCGAGUGCUCCUUCUCUUGCAAAGCCGGGGAGUUUCUGGACAUGAAGGACCAGUCGUGUAAGCCGUGUGCUGAGGGCCGCUACUCCCUUGGCACAGGCAUCCGGUUCGAUGAGUGGGAUGAACUGCCCCAUGGCUUUGCCAGCCUGUCAACCAACAUGGAGAUUGAGGACAGCACCUUGGAGUCCACCGAAAACUGUACUUUGUCCAAGUGGGUUCCACUGGGAGACUAUAUCGCCUCCAACACAGACGAGUGCACGGCCACGCUGAUGUAUGCCGUCAACCUGAAGCAGUCUGGCACUGUUAACUUUGAAUACUACUACCCAGACUCCAGCAUCAUCUUCGAGUUUUUUGUUCAGAAUGACCAGUGCCAGCCCAAUGCAGAUGACUCCAGGUGGAUGAAAACCACAGAGAGAGGAUGGGAAUUUCACAGUGUCGAGCUAAAUCGAGGCAACAACGUCCUCUACUGGAGAACCACAGCCUUCUCAGUGUGGUCCAAAGUCUCCAAGCCCGUGCUGGUGAGAAACAUUGCCAUAACAGGGGUGGCCUACACUUCAGAAUGCUUCCCCUGCAAACCUGGCACGUACGCAGACCAGCAGGGCUCCUCUUCCUGCAAACUAUGCCCAGCCAAUUUUUAUUCCAAUAAGGGAGAAACUUCCUGCCACCAGUGUGACCCUGACAAAUAUUCAGAGAAAGGAUCCUCCACCUGCAAAGCACGGCCAGCCUGCACAGAUAAAGAUUACUUCUACACUCACACGGCCUGUGAUGCCAAUGGAGAGACGCAGCUCAUGUACAAAUGGGCCCAGCCAAAAAUCUGCGGCGAGGAUCUGGAGGGCGCAGUGAAGCUGCCCGCCUCUGGCAUGAAGACCAGCUGCCCACCCUGCAACCCAGGCUUCUUCAAGACCAACAGUAGCACCUGCGAGCCCUGUCCUUAUGGCUCUUACUCCAACGGCUCCGAUUGUAGCCACUGCCCAGCAGGGACCGAACCUGCUGUGGGAUUUGAAUACAAAUGGUGGAACACGCUGCCCACGAACAUGGAGACGACCGUCCUCAGCGGGAUCAACUUUGAGUACAAGGGCAUGACAGGCUGGGAGGUGGCCGGUGAUCACAUUUAUUCAGCUGUUGGAGCUUCAGACAAUGACUUCAUGAUUCUCACCCUGGUCGUGCCAGGAUUCAGACCUCCACAGUCAGUGAUGGCAGACACAGAGAACAAAGAGGUGGCCAGGAUCACGUUUGUCUUUGAGACCAUCUGUUCUGUGAACUGCGAGCUCUACUUCAUGGUGGGUGUGAAUUCUAGGACCAACAGUCCCGUGGAGACGUGGAAAGGUUCUAAAGGCAAACAGUCCUAUACCUACAUCAUCGAGGAGAAUGCUACCAUGAGCUUCACCUGGGCCUUCCAGAGGACAACUUUCCAUGAGACAGGAAGAAAGUAUACCAGUGAUGUCGCCAAGAUCUACUCCAUCAACGUCACCAAUGUCAUGGACGGGGUGGCUUCCUACUGCCGUCCGUGUGCCCUGGAAGCCUCUGACAUGGGCUCCUCAUGCACCUCUUGUCCUGCUGGCUACUAUAUUGAUCGGGAUUCAGGAACUUGCCACUCCUGUCCUCCUAACACGAUCCUGAAAGCCCACCAGCCUUAUGGUGCUCAGGCCUGCAUGCCCUGUGGUCCAGGGACCAGGAGCAACAAGAUACACUCUCUGUGCUACAGCGACUGCACCUUCUCAGUCAGCACUCCAACCAGGACUUUCGAGUACAACUUCUCGGCUUUGGAAAAGACCAUCUCUCUGGCUGGAGGGCCAAGCUUCACUUCCAAAGGACUGAAAUACUUCCACCACUUUACCCUCAGUCUCUGCGGAAAUCAGGGUAAGAAAAUGUCUGUGUGCACUGACAAUGUCACCGACCUCCGGAUCCCCGAGGGUGAGUCCGGUUUCUCCAAACCCAUCACAGCCUACGUGUGCCAGGCGGUCAUCAUUCCCCCAGAGGUGACAGGCUACAAGGCCGGGGUGUCCUCGCAGCCUGUCAGCCUCGCAGACCGGCUUAUCGGGGUGACAACAGAUAUGAUUCUGGAUGGCAUCACCUCCCCAGCUGAACUUUUCCACCCGGAGUCCCUGGGAAUACCGGACGUGAUCUUCUUUUAUAGGUCCAAUGAUGUGACCCAGUCUUGCAGCUCUGGGAGGUCAACCACCAUCCGAGUCAGAUGCAGCCCCCUCAAGCCUGCUCCUGGAAGUCUGUCACUGCCAAGCAAGUGCUCCGAUGGGACCUGUGAUGGCUGUAACUUCCACUUCCUGUGGGAGAGCGUGGCCGCUUGCCCCCUCUGCUCAACUGCCGAUUACCAUGCUAUCGUCAGCAGCUGCGUGGCUGGCAUCCAGAAGACUACUUACGUGUGGCGAGAACCAAAGCUGUGCUCUGGUGGCAUCUCCCUGCCUGAGCAGAGAGUCACCAUCUGCAAAACAAUAGACUUCUGGCUGAAAGUGGGCAUCUCCGCAGGCACCUGCACCGCCAUCCUGCUCACCGUCUUGACCUGCUACUUUUGGAAAAAGAAUCAAAAGCUAGAGUACAAGUACUCCAAGCUGGUGAUGAAUGCUACCCUCAAGGACUGUGACCUGCCAGCCGCUGACAGCUGUGCCAUCAUGGAAGGCGAGGAUGUGGAGGAUGACCUCAUCUUUACCAGCAAAAAGUCACUCUUUGGGAAGAUCAAAUCAUUUACCUCCAAGAGGACUCCUGAUGGGUUUGACUCGGUGCCACUGAAGACAUCCUCAGGAGGCCCAGACAUGGACCUGUGA